ACAGACCUGCAAACCACAAUCCCAACACGUUGUUGGGCUUAAGAAUGGGGAAACGCUUUUUACCAGCUCUGUCUUCUCUCUUCCUCUUUUUCUUGUGGGGAGGAUGGCUUUACUACUCUACAAAUGGAAACCAGGGUUUCGGCUGCCGAAGUCUACGUUUUGUGACACCAGUUGGAGGAUAUGCUCUUCGACGCCACGUGUUUAAGGAAAUUCAUUUACAAAUGGGAAUUGAGCUCAGUGGUGACUGUAGACAGCAGUGCCUCUUGGAAAGAACCUGCGUGUCUAUAAACAUCGGCUCACCUGACAAGAAUGGUCUCACGGUGUGUCAACUGAGUGAUUCUGACCACAUCCAACAUCCUAAAGAUCUUAAGCCACAAGAAGGGUUUAUUUACUGGGCUACAGAGAAUCCUUGUACUAGUAAGCCCUGCUUCCAUGGUGCGACCUGCCUUAGUGGAUUCACAGACAAGAGAUACCUUUGCCUAUGUCCAGUUGGUCACAAGGGAGAAAAUUGUGAAAAAGACAAAAACGAGUGUACGGAAAACACUCAUGACUGCCAUGCCAAAGCUGUUUGUCAUAAUACCGAAAGAUCCUAUAGGUGCAGCUGUAAAGAUGGUUAUCGGGGUAAUGGACGGAAUUGUACAGACAAAGACGAGUGUACGGACAAAACUCAUGACUGCCAUGUCAAAGCUGUUUGCAAUAAUACCGAGGGUGCAUAUAGAUGCAGCUGUAAAGAAGGUUAUCGGGGUAAUGGACGGAAUUGCACAGACAAAGACGAGUGUACGGACAAAACUCAUGACUGCCAUGUCAAAGCUGUUUGUAAUAAUACCGAGGGUGCCUAUAGAUGCAGCUGUAAAGAAGGUUAUCGGGGUAAUGGACGGAAUUGCACAAACAAAGACGAGUGUACAGACAAAACUCAUGAUUGCCUUGCCAAAGCCGUUUGUAAUAAUACCGAGGGAUCCUACAUGUGCAACUGUAAAGAAAGUUAUCGGGGUAAUGGACGGAAUUGCACAGACAAAGACGAGUGUGCAGAAAAAACUCAUGACUGCCAUGCCAAGUCUGUAUGUAAUAAUCCCGAGGGAUCCUACAGAUGUAGCUGUAAAGAGGGUUAUCAGGGUAAUGGACGGAACUGCCUAGCUACGGUUGAAUUGAUAACUGGAGCCAACAAGCCAGUAUACGAACACGAGUGUACAGACAAAACUCAUGACUGCCAUGACAAGGCUAUUUGUAAUAAUACCGAGGGAUCCUACAGAUGCAGGUGUGAAGAAGGUUACCACGGAGACGGGCGAAAUUGUACAGAUGUAGACGAGUGUAUCACCAAUACCCACAGUUGUCACUAUAGCGAGAUUUGCAAAAACACAAAUGGAUCUUAUACAUGCCAGUGCAAACCAGGAAUGAAUUGCACUUGCUUGAACUUGAAGACAUUUAGUGAUGCUUACUGCAACAAGCAUGCCGAACAAUAUUGCGGUUUUCACUGGUUCUCAAAGUACUGUAAGAGGUCUUGUGGUCUCUGCUGAGGUUAAUUGUCAAUGGAAGUGGGUUCCGAUUAAAUUCCUCCUCAACCGCAAACUUAUCCAUUCUGCCACUUAACUGCAAAAAGUCUGACAAAACCUAAUAUUUUGAAGACUAGAGUAAUUAUAAAUUAUGCUAAAUUAUCCAAAAUUCAGGAAAAAAACAGCUUUAUUCUAAUGAGAUAAGACAGGCGUUGUGAGAGAGAGCUAAAUAAUGAAAUGCUACGUCAGAGGGUAUGCGGUCAACAACACGGGCUCAAGUGUCAUGGGUCGAAAAUUUGGCGAAAUUAGCGGGAAAUAAUUAGGGCUGACUUUUAAAACCGAGGAACUCCGUUUUCGUCGAAGGCAUUUUCCUAUUUCCAG
Molecule: messenger RNA, 1871 nt
Organism: Stylophora pistillata
Lineage: Eukaryota; Metazoa; Cnidaria; Anthozoa; Scleractinia; Pocilloporidae
Molecular function (GO): calcium ion binding
Source: RefSeq, a predicted model, not a curated record